Molecule: messenger RNA, 744 nt
Organism: Paramecium tetraurelia
Lineage: Eukaryota; Ciliophora; Oligohymenophorea; Peniculida; Parameciidae
Exons: 3
Biological process (GO): protein neddylation; positive regulation of ubiquitin-protein transferase activity
Cellular component (GO): ubiquitin ligase complex
Molecular function (GO): ubiquitin-like protein binding; ubiquitin conjugating enzyme binding; cullin family protein binding
Source: RefSeq, a predicted model, not a curated record
AUGAAAUAAUAAAGGCCCAAUUAGGCUUAGGAGGAUAUCAUGAUUAAGGACCUUCAAAGAGUUGUCUAAUUGAAUGACUUACAAGCGAGAGAAAUUCUUUCUUUAGCAUAAUGGAAUUUAUAAAAGGCUGCAAAUUCUGUCUUAGAGAUCCAAAAAUCUGGGGUAAAGGUAGAAGAGCAAUUCAAAAAAUAUAUUACAAAUGGACAAUCGGUAAUUGAUGAAAAUGGAAUCAUAUCGUUUUGUAAAGAUUUAGGAAUAGAUAUUAUGGACCCUGUAAUCCUUUAUAUUUCCUAUAUGUUUAAAAGUGAGACUAUGGGCAUUUAUACUAAGUUCGAUUUUCUCUAUGGAUUUUCAUAAUUGAAAGUUUAGUCGACAUCUGAUUUGAAAAGAGAAUUAAAAAGACUUAGAGAUGAUCUAAACAAUAAUAGAGAAAUCUUAAAGGCGGUUUAUAAAUAUUGUUUUGACUUCGCAAAAAAGAAAAACAGAAAAGAUAUUGACCUACCUAUUGCCCAAGGAUUAUGGGAUACUCUUUUAACAAAUACCUUCCCUAUCAUGAAGAAGUUUAUGAGUUACACUAUUGAAGAGAAAGAUAUCAAGCCCAUCUCUAGAGACACUUAUUAUAUGGUUUGGGAAUUUUGUGUUUAGAUUGGUGAAGAUUUAGCCAAAUAUGACUAUAAAACUGGAGCAUGGCCUACAUUUAUUGAUGGUUUCUAUUUUUACAUGAAUCCUUUGCACAGACAAUGA